AUGACUCCAGCAAUGAUCUGGCCAUUUUUCAUCCUCCCCGUUCUUUCGCAGCUAGUCUUCACCAACGCCAAAAGCUACACCUUCCCCAAAUUCGAAUCGUCAGCCACCUACUUCGAGCAAAGCGACCUGGACAUCUCGCCAAACCAAGUCAACUACAGCCACAACUUUGGUUUGAAAAAUGAGUAUUCCUGGAGCGACGUCGUGGGUCAAACGGACGCCUACCACAAGCUCUUCUUCAUCAUAAGACACGGCUUUGGCGUCCACCAAUGCCCCACGCCAUCCCAGGAUUGGACCUGCUACUGGCAGGAGAAAGACGGCUACAACGGCCAAGUAUGGGCCGAUGCACUCUUGACUCAACAAGGGAUCGACGAAUGCACCAAGCUCAACACUCAAAUCAAAAACACCGCCAAUCUCCCUCAAGUUGACAAAUUCUAUGUUUCCCCCUUGAGACGAACUUUGCAGACUUGGCAGCAUUCAUGGCAGGGCAUCUCCAAUAAGAGUCCCUUGGUGGUUGAAUUCGCGAGGGAAACGUACGGAAUCCAAACUGAAAGCAAGAGACACCCUCAAUCCUACAUUCAAGCCAACUGGCCCCUGGUCCAUUUCGAAGACGGCUUCAGCGCAAACGAUGAAUUGUGGAGUGCCUCCAAGAGGGAAACGGGGCAACAUAGAGACUAUAGAGCCGCAUCGCUCUUGAACCAGAUCUGGGAUAGCACCACCGAGGACGACAAGGUCAUCACCUUGGUUUCGCACUCCGGUUUAAUUGGCUCGAUUUUGAAAGUCAUUGGCCACAGAGAUUAUCCCAUUGAAAAUGCUGUCUUGUUGCCUGUUUUGAUCCAACGAAAGAAACACAAGACGGAUGAUUACUCGUUGGAUAAAGCUAGCAAGACUUUUGGCGACAUUUGCACUGAUCCUCCCUCUACAAUCACCGAGGGUCCUGGACUCACUUGCAGUGCUGCUCCAUUCACUGAAGCUGCAUAA
Molecule: messenger RNA, 978 nt
Organism: Lodderomyces beijingensis
Lineage: Eukaryota; Fungi; Ascomycota; Pichiomycetes; Serinales; Debaryomycetaceae
Source: the annotation of a GenBank genome assembly